Molecule: messenger RNA, 2112 nt
Organism: Impatiens glandulifera
Lineage: Eukaryota; Viridiplantae; Streptophyta; Magnoliopsida; Ericales; Balsaminaceae
Product: F-box/kelch-repeat protein At3g23880-like
Exons: 2
Coding region: 764-1939 (391 amino acids)
Molecular function (GO): protein binding
Source: RefSeq, a predicted model, not a curated record
UUCUUGACGACGAAUUGUGUUUCCUGAUGUACAGGUUCCCAGUAAUAAAUAGUGGGUAUAGUUGGUUUGUGUGCAGAUGAAAAAACAAAUACAUCCAUUGUCUUGGUUUUGUUCUUCCUUACUAGGGCCUAAACAUUAUUAAUGUUGGUGUUGCAGGGUUGGAGCUGGGAUAUGAAUAAGGAACAUUUGCUUAAUUUACUGUGAUUUUUUGGAAUAUUUGAGUAGUUUAGUAUAAUAAUAAAGAGAGAGUGUUGUUCUGAUUUUGUUGUCUUUGAUUAUGUUUGUUUCAGGGAACAAACAACUCUUAAAUUGGAAACUUGUCGAAAAGGAACACCAACCUAGCUGUGUUGAUGUUUUCAGUUUGUAGUGUAGCAAGUUUGAAUGUGGUGUUUCAAUGGAGUGAGCUGAGCUGAUGGCGGUGAGUCUGACGGAAAGAAGAAAUUCAACCAUAUAGCCUGUAUGUUUUCAAAUCACUUUUUUUUGUCUUGAUUAAUGAUUCAGUUGCAAUAUAUAUUCAUAUUCUCUUUAAGUUAGUUUAUAUUAUGAACCCACUAUUUGUUUUGGAUUAAUUUUGAGUAUAUACUAUGAAAACAUUUCUAAAUUUUAUAUGUAUUGUUUUUCUUAAUGGGUGGAAUUAACUUGAUUAGCUAGGAAUGGACCCCCACAGUCUCUAGCUAGGAAGGAAGCUUUGAAGUUCAUGGACAUGAUGAAAUAAAUUUAAAUAAGUCAAGCAUAACUCUGUCUCCAAAAUCUCUGUAUCGCAAUGCACAUCAAGAGUGAUCCUACUGCGGAUGGAGAGAGAAAGCGUCUCAAGACCGUCUCCGACUGCGAUUCCGUCCAUGUCAUUCCCUACCUGCCAACAGAAAUUAUUACAAAAGUCCUAAUCAGACUUCCCGUCAAAACCCUCGUCAAAUUGAGGUGCGUAUGCAGAUCCUGGCUCGCUUUGAUAUCUGAUCCCAUGUUCGUUGAGAAGCAUCUGAGAGCUUCCACCCAAGACAAGGGUUAUGCACACCAUAGACUUAUUAUGAGCGCCGGUUGUCGUAGUUUUGAGGUAAAAUCAUGUUCUCUCUCAUCUGUUUUGAAUGAAGAAUGUCCUAGUACACAUGAUCACUAUUAUCCAUUGAAGCACCCGCAACGCGUUGUUUUGAUAGUUGGUUCUGUGAAUGGAUUGGUAUGUAUCGCUAUAGACAAAGGUUCUGUAUUUUUAUGGAACCCAUCUACUAGGAAAUCAAAGAGACUGCCCAAUUGUGGCUUUAAAAAGCGAUCAGGCGGAUGCAUUGGAUAUGGGUUUGGCUAUGAUGAAGCUAGUUCUGAUUAUAAGGUGAUUGUUACUAAAUCUGAAUUAUUUGGUGAAGCCCCUUUCAAGACUGAAGUAAAGAUUUAUGGGUACAAGAGUGAUUCAUGGAGGAGGGUUGAAAAUUUCCCUAAAGGCAUUCCCAUGGAUGCUCCGGGCACCUUUGUGGGUGGAUCACUUCAUUGGGCUGCGAGUGAGUUCAACUAUUCUUGGAGUGUUCGGACACCUAUCAUUUCUUUCGAUUUGUCAAAAGAAACGUAUUCUGAAUUCUCACAACCCCGCUAUGGGAAGGGUGCUUUGGAUUCAAAGCUAGGAGUUUUAUCUGACAACCUCUGUCUGCUAUGCGUUCGUUAUAAACGAUUCGAUGUAUGGGUGAUGAAGGAGUAUGGAAAAGUAGAGUCUUGGUCUAAGUUGUUUUCAAUACCGUAUCAUAAUCAGCUAGAGGUUUUCCCGGAUUCGUAUUCUGUCCCCUUGUGUAUUUCAUUUAGGAAAAAUGAAGUGCUUUUGGUGGUAGGAUCGCAAUUGGUGUUGUAUAAUAUGGACAACCGUACGUUUAAGCCUACCAACAUUCAAGAUUGCCUUCAAGUAUACCACCUUGAAGCAUACACUUAUAUUGAGAGCCUAGUCUCGCCUUAUCCUGAAUGAUGCAACAUAGAGAGAAAGUUGAAUGCUGCGAGACUGCAACUGCAAAGAUGAACCAUUAUUGAAAGGGUAAAAUAAUGAGAUGUAGUUGCUAAAUAGUAUAUUUACUCUCAUUAAAGUUGAAAACUAUUUUGUUUUUCAUUUGUUAUCAAAUGAUUGAAUAAUAUUCCACUUUA